CAGCGUGCUUUGCAGAAAAAUGAAAAAAAAAUGGCGGACUAAUCUUUCUUCCUGUUUGCCUUCUACGGACAUUCAAGGUCACGCUACCUCCUGGGCCUAUAAAUAGCGGUCUAAGUUUUUGUUUUCACAGUAAUCUACAGAACUCGUUGUUGCUGUUGCAAUCAGGAAACUCCUCAGUGUACGAGAGGAGUUCAGAUAUAUCUUCGGAUCAAAAGAGAUCACAAAUCGAUAGAACAAAGCUGUUAGUAAUUUAUUUGGUUUCGAGUGAUCAUGUUUUUAGUGGUGGCAGUUUCUUUGCUGCUGGCAGCUGUUGUGUUGAUCUCCUUGGUACUGCUUGGAAGACAUCAUUCUGCAGAUCCAGUGAGGAAGAUGCCUGGCCCAAAGACAAACCUUUUAUUUGGCAAUGUUUUGCAGCUGCCAAGACUACCGAAUGAUCUUGUGACGCAGAUAUUACAGUGGGUGUACGAGUAUCAUAAUGGGAUGUUUUGUCUGUGGCUUGGGCCAACAUACCCUUUUAUCUUCUUGUACAAACCUGAACUGGUGGAGGUUGUUUUGCAUAGUUCCAAACAUAUCAGCAAGUCUGCAGAUUAUGACUUUUUACAUCCUUGGUUAGGAACAGGCCUGCUGACCAGUGAUGGAUCAAAAUGGAAGACAAGACGAAGGUUGAUCACUCCAACAUUUCACUUCAGCAUUUUGAAUACCUUCUUACAAGUUUUUGAAGAACAAUCAAAAAUACUGGUCUCAAACCUUGAGAAAAAGGUCAAGACAGGAACUUUCAACAUAAUGCCAUACAUUACUCUGUGUGCUCUGGAUAUUAUAUGCAUUACCUCCAUGGACUCCUCACCAAAUGCACAGGGAGAUACCAAUUCUCCAUAUGUCAAGGCAGUUGGAAGGAUAACUGAGUUGAUUCAGAAGCGACAGAGGUCUCCAUGGCUCUGGCCUGACAUUGUUUACUUUUUGACGCCAUCAGGGAGGGAACACAAUCAUUGUCUUAAGAUUCUUCAUGGUUUUACCAACAAGGUCAUCGAUGAGCGAAUCGCCGACAGAGCAGCCAAAAAAAAUGAUCUACAAACCGAAGGAAAUGACACCGAGCAGGGAGAGGAAGGUGAAUUUAAAAGGAAGAGGCGUUUAGCUUUCCUUGAUUUGUUACUGGAGGCCUACGAUAAAGGAGAGAUAUCACGAGAGGGCAUCAGAGAAGAAGUGGAUACUUUCAUGUUUGAGGGCCACGAUACCACAGCCGCUGGACUAACGUGGGCUCUCUAUCUGCUCGCCCGCCAUCCUCAUGUACAGCAGCAAGUGCACGAAGAAGUAGAUAAAUUUUUCGAGCAGCGGCCAGAAACCCUCACGGUAGAGGAUCUGAAGGAUUUGCGUUACUUGGAAUGUGUUGUUAAGGAGGCCCAGCGCAUGUUUCCAUCUGUGCCCUUCAUUGCAAGGACGACGACUGAAGACUGUCACCUGGAUGGUUACUUGGCUCCAAAAGGUACUGCUCUUGGAGUUUGUACAAUCGGACUCCACAGAAACCCAAAGGUGUGGGAAGCGCCGCUCGAGUUUAACCCAGAUCGUUUUCUUCCUGAGAACAGCCAAGGACGCCAUCCAUAUGCAUUUGUUCCUUUCUCUGCUGGGCCACGGAACUGUAUCGGUCAGCGGUUCGCUCUUCAAGAGGAGAAACUUGUCUUGGCUCACGUGUUGCGUAAUUUUACCCUCGACUCCACUCAGACCUUUGAUGAACUCCAGACAUGCGGAGAAAUUAUAACCAGACCAAAGAAUGGAAUAUUCGUCUCUUUAGCCAAACGAUGAUAAGAUAUAGAGGAUGUUACAUAGCCGCGCGGAGAUACGAAAGUUCUCUUCGAUUGUUGAAAAAUAUUUCACGAGAAAGCGAAACCAAAUGUUUUGUUAACACGAGAAGAGAAAUUUAGUAUCUCCAAGCGGCCAUGUAAUAUUCUAUUUAUCAUUUAAACACAAAUGAAAUACUAAAUCAUUUUACUUUAAUAUUUUCAAGGAGCGAUUUUACAUACUUUAAUUUCUCCUAACGCUCUCAGUUUAGCCUGCGUUGCUGGCGGUCUGCGGUUUUGGGGACGUAGAGAAAAAUGUUUUUCCAUUUUUCUCUCCGCCUCGAUAACUGCAGACCGCCAGCAACGCAGGCUACUCUCAAUCUCGAUUUAUUUCCCCCACCCAAUGUAUGAAGUGCUUUCUUUCAUAUAUAGAGAAAGCAAAAAAAUGAAGUUUAAUUUAAUUUUAAUGAAAACAAAUUUGAUAGUUUCGGCUUCCCUCGAAGAUGAUGAAAUUUUUUAAAGCGAAAAGGCAUUGAAGGCGUUAACCCAUUGACUCCUAAAAGUGACUCGCAUCUAAUUAUGUAACGCCACUGAAUCACACAGUCAAGUCACGGGAAUAAAGGAAAUGAUCACCAACUAAAGAAGCUCUUGAUUGU
Messenger RNA from Pocillopora verrucosa, 2428 nucleotides. Its product is annotated as cytochrome P450 4V2-like. The record is from RefSeq and is a predicted model, not a curated record. Gene Ontology annotation, molecular function: heme binding; iron ion binding; monooxygenase activity. NCBI's taxonomy places the organism in Eukaryota, Metazoa, Cnidaria, Anthozoa, Scleractinia, Pocilloporidae.